Vombatus ursinus (common wombat) is the source of this 3617-nucleotide messenger RNA. It is a transcript of the gene SLC45A4, whose product is annotated as solute carrier family 45 member 4. The transcript has 9 exons. Gene Ontology annotation, biological process: transmembrane transport. Gene Ontology annotation, molecular function: sucrose:proton symporter activity. Gene Ontology annotation, cellular component: membrane. The record is from RefSeq and is a predicted model, not a curated record. Lineage: Eukaryota; Metazoa; Chordata; Mammalia; Diprotodontia; Vombatidae. Bases 577 to 2931 code for a protein of 784 amino acids.
CGGCCGGGGGCCGGGUGUCCGCGGAGCCGCCUUCGCCCGCUGUCCGCCUCGUCUAUUUCCCACCGCGGCCACAGGAGACAGAUGACAGUGAAGUUACCUGUGUAAAAACUAUUUACUGUGCCUCCACGUUUGCACUACUUGAGGAAGGGAAGCCAGCUGUUUUAAUGCCCAGACUGCUUGAAUGACAGAUUAAUCAGUCACUCGAUGGGGAUUAACAGUGGACCGCCUUUUUGUGAUACCUUUCCACCUGUCUGUAGCAAGAAAAAUAAUUUCAGCACCUCUUCAAUAAUAAUGAUGAAACUGGUAUUAACUGAAUGGCAAUUAUGGAUUUUUAACUCUAAUUCACAGUAAACCAGCAAGCCAUAUGUUUAAAGCCCUACCAAAUAUCGUUCUCUUUUGCUGCAUGUCUCAGACAUAGGUGAGAAGUUCUGAGAUACCCAUUUGUACAAAGAGGAAUGUGUUAACCUGCAUGAGGAACACGACAGAAGCUCAAAGAGAAGACACCUUAAUUUAUCAUUAAAGAUAUAUGAUAGUAUUAUUUAUAUAGAUAGAAUACAGAUAUAUAUUUUGGUGGUAAUGAAAAUGGCUCCUCAGAAUGCCGACUCGGAGUCUAUACAAGUUGAAGAGCUUGCUGCACCAGCCCCAGACCUUCAGAAAUCUGAAAAUAAAGAGAGUGAGAACCACGAUGAGACAGUUAGUGAAGGAUCCAUAGACCGCAUACCAGUUCGCCUUUGGGUGAUGCAUGGGGCAGUAAUGUUUGGCAGGGAAUUCUGUUAUGCCAUGGAAACGGCUUGGGUCACACCAAUAUUGUUGCAAAUUGGUCUUCCGGAACAGUACUAUAGCCUCACUUGGUUCCUUAGCCCUAUCCUGGGCCUCAUCUGCACUCCACUGAUAGGUUCUGCUAGUGACCGAUGUACACUUAGCUGGGGCCGCCGGCGGCCUUUCAUUCUUGCUCUCUGCAUUGGAGUUCUCUUUGGAGUUGCACUUUUCCUCAAUGGUCCUGCCUUAGGUCUGGCCCUUGGUGAUGUUCAGAAUAAGCAUCCAAUUGGGAUCGUCCUCACGGUGCUUGGUGUUGUGGUUUUGGAUUUCAGUGCAGAUGCAACAGAAGGGCCCAUCCGUGCCUACUUGUUGGAUGUCGUGGACAGUGAAGAACAAGACAUGGCGCUUAACAUCCAUGCCUUUUCAGCCGGUCUUGGAGGAGCAACUGGCUACGUGCUGGGAGGAUUGGAUUGGACACAGACCUUCUUGGGUGUCUGGUUUAAAACCCAGUAUCAAGUCCUCUUUUUCUUUGCAGCUGUCAUUUUCACAGUGUCUGUAGUCCUCCACCUCUUUAGCAUCGAAGAAGAACAAUAUUGCCCUCAGCAAGAGCGAAUUGAAGAAGCAGAUACUCUCUCCAGCGGCAAAUUCAGCAGCAGCCUCCCCCCACUCAGCCGCUUGAAUGUAAUUAAUGAGGGAGAGCCAUAUGGGGUUUCUAUGUUUGCUGAUGAAGUACAGUCUGAGCAUGAGCUCAGUCUGGAUUAUCUUGAUGUGGACAUCGUAAGAAGUAAAAGUGACUCUGUACUUCACAUGCCUGAUGCAACAUUGGAAAUUGAGCCAGAGCUACUUUUCCUUCAUGACAUCGAACCCUCCAUUUUUCAGGACUCUUCAAACCCUAACACUCCCCGAAGCACCAGCCAGGAGCUUAUGAAAUGCAAACGGAGCCGUUUGUCCACUCUCCUCAGGGAAAAUGAAAAAGAAGAUGAUAUGUUGCUUGAUAAUCACUUGAAUGAAGCCAAAGUCCCAAAUGGCAGUGGCUCUCCACCAAAAGAUCUCAUCAAUGGAAACUCUAAAAUGGCCUUGAAGACGUCAAACACUUCAGGCUCCAUUCGGAGGAGAAGGCACAUGUUCUACCGCCAGGCAUCUUGCACCUUUUCCUACUAUGGCAAAGUAGGGUCUCACCGUUACCGUUUCCGACGCGCUAAUGCCAUUGUGCUGAUUAAGUCAUCCCGCAGCAUGAAUGAUAUCUAUGAUAUACAGAAGAGGCAUCGUCAGAGGUGUAGACAAAGGAACCAGAGUGGUGCAACCAAUUCCAGUGGAGACUCAGAGAGUGAAGAAGGGGAAACUGAGACCACGGUCAAGCUGCUGUGGCUGUCCAUGUUGAAGAUGCCCAAGGAGCUAAAGAGGCUUUGCCUAUGUCACCUCGUGACCUGGUUUUCAAUCAUUGCCGAAGCAGUGUUUUAUACAGAUUUUAUGGGCCAAGUCAUCUUUGAAGGUGACCCUAAGGCACCUUCAAAUUCUACUGCUUGGCAUGCAUAUAAUGCAGGUGUGAAGAUGGGCUGUUGGGGAUUAGUCAUCUAUGCCUCUACUGCUGCUAUUUGCUCAGCCCUGUUACAGAAGUAUUUGGACAACUAUGACCUUAGUAUAAGGAUGAUUUACAUCCUAGGAACUCUGGGUUUUUCGAUUGGUACUGCAGUGAUGGCCAUUUUCUCCAACAUCUACGUCGCUAUGAUAAUGAUCAGCACUAUGGGCAUCGUGUCAAUGAGCAUAUCCUACUGUCCCUAUGUACUCUUAGGACAAUAUCAUGAGAUUAAAGAGUAUGUGCAACAUAGCCCUGGAAAUUCACAGCGUGGAUUUGGCAUUGACUGUGCAAUCCUCUCCUGUCAGGUUUAUAUUUCCCAAAUCCUUGUAGCCUCUGCGCUUGGUGGAGUGGUGGAAGCAGUAGGUACUGUCCGUGUUAUUCCAAUGGUGGCAUCUGUGGGAUCAUUCUUGGGCUUCUUGUCAGCAACAUUCCUGGUGAUUUACCCUGACUGUGAAGAAUCCAAGGAAGAGCAUAAGGGACUGUCUUCUCGCCACACAGCUGAGAGUGGCAACACCGAGGAGAAACCCAGUGUUUUAAAGCUCUUUCGGAAAGAGGAGUCCCAAGUCUCAGUAGAGGACGAGUCAGUCAUCUGAAUCUACCAUUCUGAUUUUACACACAUUCCAAGCAGGAACUGGGGCUGAGUGUGGAGAUGGUUUUAAAGGGGGAGGGGGGGGAGAAGUUACUGAACAUUCUGUAAUUGCUAUUGCCUGAAUUAUGGCAUAAAUAAGAUUUUGUGCAAAAAUGUACUCAAAAUUCAUUAGUCUUAGGUUAAGUUUGAACCAGUAGGCAAAUGUAUAAAACUGAUUGCUUUCUCCAUUUUAAAAAACAGGGGGAAAAAACAAACAGAAAAACCCCACAUCACUUAUAAAUGCCUACACCUUUUUUCUUUUUUAAUUAAGAUAAGACCUUUUGAUUCCAACUAUUACUCAAAAUAUGCAGGUAUAUUGUUCUGCAUGUUUUUAACAUGUUGCUGUAUAGACAAGCAAUUUAGAAAAAAUUAAGAAAUAUUUUGCCUUUUUUAGAUUGUAAUUUCAAACAGAAAGCUAUUUUGACAACUUUUAUGAGAUGUCAUCUGAAUCCCUCAGAUAAUGCCAGUUUAACUUGAAUAAGACACUUUUAUCAGAAAUUUUUUCCACAGACAACUAUUAGUCUGACAGCUAUAGUUAUUUGGUCAAAUUUCACCUCAUUUUUUGGUGCCACUAUUAUUGAAUAUUUUUCUUUGCAAUCACUUUAGAAAAAAACGACCCAAAAGUGUGGUCUUCUUUUUUUAAAAAUGCAU